CGGGACUGUCGGUGUGUGUGUGUGUAUGAGAGAGAGAGAGAGAGAGAGAGAGAGAGAGAGAGAGAGACGCCAAUAUGAAUAAGUUUGGUUCGUUCAAUAACUUCGGGAAGCGCGUGAAACCGGCGCUUACUCACGGUGAGCAGGUGUGCAUGAUCGAGUGCGCGCCCCCGUGUCCGUGCGGCACGUCCCCGCCGUGUGUCUGUCCAUCGUCAAGAGGAAGAGACGGACUGGAGGAACUGAAGGAAAAUGGAGGUCCAUGUGAGACCGGAGUCUCCAACACUCAUGCCUUCGAUAAUCUUGCCUAUGUGGCAGGAAGUCUCAGUGAACUUCGACCAAAUCUUGGCCAGAUUUCUCAGCUAACUCUAACUCUAACUAGUGUCCCUUCCUGCCCAGACAGCGCUCAUGCCCUCCAUACACGUCUCUCCGCACUCAGUGGUGUAGCCGAUGUGUUUAUUCCCCACUCCGGUGGCCGAGCGUGGGUAGGCUACCAUCCUUUUACAGUCACGGGCAAAGAGAUCCUACAGGAGAUUCAGGGGAUGGGAUAUGGAGUGACAGAAGUGAAUGAUGCUUCUCAACCUGGAGAGUUAGCUCAGGAAGGGAUCUUGGUAAGGAUCAGAGUGGAAGGGAUGACGUGCCAUUCAUGUGUACGCACCAUCCAGGACCGGAUUGGAGCACUGCAAGGGGUUAAGGGUUUGAACAUAUCCCUAAGAGACAAGGAAGCUGUUAUAUGGUAUAACCCCAAACAAGUGAAGCCAGAAGAUCUACAAGAACACAUACAGGACAUGGGCUUUGAUGCCUUUCUUAGUGAGACGGACUCGAGAUAUAUUUGUCUGAAUACAGUACAGUCUGAAUGGGUUGAGGUCAGGUUUGGUGUGGAAGGGAUGCACUGUGGGUCAUGUGUUAAAAACAUUACAGAGAGCUUAUCUGGAAUGCUGGGUGUCCAGGGUGUGUCGUGUUCUCUGGAAAGCAGAAGUGUGGAUUUUAAAUACGAUCCGUCUCUGGUUACCUUGGUCACAAUCAAAGCAGUCAUAGAGGAACUUCCUUUUAGGAAUUUUAAAGUAACUCCAGAAUUCCAGGAACAGAUUUCUAAUGGGUUUGUGCGCUCUCAAAUGUCUGGGUUUCAUUCAUUGGACAGCACUUCAUUCCAGAAAGUGAUGAUUACAAUAAAAGGCAUGACAUGUAACUCUUGUGUGCAGUCCAUAGAGGAAGUGAUAUCUCAGAGAACUGGUGUGCAAGCUGUUACAGUUUAUUUAAAGGAAGAGAGGGGAAUAAUUACAUUUGACCAAAGAGUGAUCCGUCCUGUUGAACUCAUGGAUGCCAUUGAGGACAUGGGCUUUGAGGCAUCCCUUGAACAAGAUUCUACCCUUAAUGACGUCUCACGCUCUAGACCGUCUUCGCAAAAAAGCACAUCCUCACACCUCAAGAGCAAAACUCCACCAAGACCUAUGCCCAAGACCCCCAGUUCAACAAGAAAUGAUGUUCCUGAAGAGGAAAGAACACAGAAAUGUUUUGUCCGGGUCACAGGGAUGACCUGCGCUUCAUGUGUGGCUAACAUUGAGAGAAAGCUGCACAAGCAUACAGGUAUUAAAUCUGUCCUCGUAGCCCUGAUGUCAGGUAAAGCUGAAAUCAGGUAUGACCCGGACUCUGUGGAUUCAGCACAGAUAGUUAAUCUCAUCGCUGGACUGGGAUUUGGAGCAUCGCUAAUGGACGAGGGUGCAGUCAGCAACGGCCUUCUGGACCUUUCUGUGACUGGCAUGACAUGUGCUUCCUGUGUCCACAACAUCGAAACCAAACUCCAAAGCACAAACGGCAUUCUGGAGGCCACUGUUGCCUUGGCAACCAGCAAGGCUCGCGUUAAGUUCGAUCCCGAUGUGGUCGGGGCACGUGACAUCAUCCGAGUGAUCGAGGGUCUUGGGUUUGGCGUCUCCUUGAUAAAAAACAAUGCCUUAAGAAAAAACGAUGGCUUGGAUCACCAGAAAGAGAUACGACUCUGGCGCCAGUCUUUCCUGUUCAAUCUGCUCUUCGGGAUCCCUGCCAUGGGUCUGAUGAUCUACAUGAUGGUGAUGGACAAACAGCAUGAAGAACAUGGAGGAUCCGUGCCAGAAAUGCAGAACUUGCUGCCCGGACUUUCGCUCCUCAACCUGAUCUUUUUCCUGCUCUGUACCCCAGUUCAGAUCUUCGGAGGUCGAUACUUCUAUAUCCAAGCCUAUCGUUCUCUGAGACACGGUGUGGCCAACAUGGACGUGCUCAUCGUUCUGGCCACCACUAUUGCUUAUGUUUACUCCUGCGUGGUACUGGGUGUAGCCAUGAGCGAAGCAACCAUGCAAAGUCCGGUCACUUUUUUUGACACGCCUCCCAUGCUGUUUGUGUUCAUUGCCCUUGGACGCUGGCUUGAGCACAUCGCCAAGAGUAAGACGUCGAUGGCUCUGGCUAAGCUCAUGUCUCUGCAGGCAACAGAUGCGACGAUAGUGACACUGGGCCAUGACAACUCCAUCAUCAGCGAGGAGCAGAUCUCAGUGGAGCUGGUGCAGAGAGGAGACGUGGUUAAAGUGGCACCUGGUGGAAAGUUCCCCGUCGAUGGGAAAGUGAUCGAGGGAAACUCCAUGGCUGACGAGUCUCUGAUCACAGGAGAGCCCAUGCCAGUCAGGAAGAAACCUGGCAGCUGUGUGAUCGCUGGCUCGAUUAACGCUCACGGAGCUCUGCUAGUCGAGGCCACACAUGUAGGAGCAGAUACAACCCUCAGCCAGAUCGUUCGUUUGGUGGAGGAGGCACAGACUUCCAAGGCACCAAUCCAGCAAUUUGCAGACAAGCUGAGCGGAUACUUUGUCCCUUUCAUCGUCCUUGUCUCCGUGGCAACGCUGGCAGCGUGGCUCAUUAUUGGGGUUAUUGACUUUGACAUCGUGGCGAAGUAUUUUCCCGACUACGAUAAGAAGAUUUCCCGGAUGGAGAUGGUGGUGCGUUUUGCCUUCCAGGCCUCCAUCACUGUUUUGUCUAUCGCCUGCCCCUGUUCUCUUGGUCUUGCGACCCCCACGGCAGUGAUGGUGGGCACCGGGGUCGGAGCGCAGAACGGCAUACUCAUCAAGGGAGGAGAGCCGUUAGAGAUGGCCCACAAGAUCAGAGUGGUGAUGUUUGACAAAACGGGCACCAUCACCAACGGGGUGCCUCGUGUCACUCGGGUGCUAGUUCUGUGGGAUCAGGCGCGUUUGCCUCUCCGGAAAGUUCUAGCCAUAGUGGGCACUGCAGAAGCCAGCAGCGAACACCCACUGGGCAUGGCGGUGGCCAAACACUGCAAAGAGGAGCUCAGCAUGGAGAUACUGGGCUUCUGCCAUGACUUCCAGGCUGUACCAGGGUGCGGGAUCGGUUGUAGAGUUUCCAACAUCGAGGCGCUCCUGGAAACCAGCACAGAGACAGACAGCACACUAACAAACACACACGAUUCGACUUGUCUCACCCUCCAGGGAGCCACGACGGAUGAGAGUAGCUUAGUCACAGAUGGAGACGUGGUUUCGGGAUCUUCCUCGUAUUCCGUCCUGAUUGGAAACAGGCAGUGGAUGCAGAGGAAUGGAUUACAGGUCACAGCAGACGUGGACGAAGCCAUGAGCAGCCAUGAGACGAAAGGACAAACAGCCAUUUUAGUGGCUAUAGAUGGUGUGCUGUGUGCCAUGCUGGCCAUAGCGGACACGGUGAAAGAGGAGUCGGCUCUGGCGGUACACACACUGAGCCGCAUGGGGAUUGAUGUUCUGAUGAUCACUGGAGACAACCAUCGCACUGCUACAGCCAUCGCCACACAGGUUGGCAUCAGGAAAGUGUUUGCUGAGGUCUUGCCCUCUCACAAAGUGGCUAAAGUUCAGGAGCUGCAGGAAAAAGGGCUGAAGGUGGCCAUGGUGGGUGACGGGGUAAACGACUCGCCCGCUCUCGCUCGUGCUGAUCUGGGCAUCGCCAUUGGCACCGGCACUGACGUGGCCAUCGAGGCCGCAGACAUAGUCCUCAUCCGGAAUGACCUGCUGGAUGUUGUGGCCAGCAUCGAGCUGUCCAAAAAGACAGUGAGAAGAAUCCGAAUCAACUUUGUGUUUGCUCUCAUUUACAACCUGCUCGGGAUCCCGAUCGCAGCCGGUGUGUUUAUGCCUGUGGGUUUGGUGCUCCAGCCGUGGAUGGGUUCAGCUGCCAUGGCUGCCUCCUCCGUGUCUGUGGUGCUCUCCUCUCUAAUGCUGCGCUGCUAUAAGAAGACGUCAGUGGAUCAGUACGAAUCGAGAGCUCACGGGCGCAUGUGCAGUCUGAGGUCGUCUCAGGUCAGCACUCAUGUGGGGCUGGAGGAGGGGCGGUGCAGCCCUCGAACCCUUCACCGCAGCCGCUCCAGACUCUCUCGAUCAUCGUCUCAGACCUCCAGAUCCGAUCGAGCUCACGCCGAGACCGAUCGCCACUCUCUCCUCGAGCACGAUCAGUGCAGCCAGGAAUUCAUGGCGUAGAAGGUCACAAACUGCCAUUAUAGAGACUUAGAUACAGAUAUUUAUUGUAAAGCAGAAACAGAUCUUGGAUCAGCGCAACAUACAGCGUGAAUAUGAACACUGGGUUUUUUAUUCAGUAAAAUAUUCACAUCAGAGAAAGGAUGGGAUUAAACCCCACAUACCUGGGUUUCCUGCAGGCGGGAAACGUCUCCGGGUCUUUAAAGAGCUUCACUGUGAGAAACUAAACAUAUUGAGCUAACUAGAAGCUACCAAAAAAAAAAAACACACAAGCAGAAUUUUGUGUUACUUUUGCCCUGGUCCAUUACUCUCUCAGCUGCUAAUUAUUAAAGGUGUGUGUGUGUGUGUGUGUGUGUGUGUGUGUGUGUGUGUGUGUGUGUGUGUGUGUGUGUAUGGGCAAGUAUCAAAUUUACAUAACUCAGAGGAAUUUGUUGUGCUCUCUAGAUGGGAAGAAGACAGUUCUUUCUAAGUAUGUUGCAAGCCUUCGCUGUACUGUACUGUACCAUACUACACUAUACUAACAUAUCGUCGCUGUCGGGCGGAAACCUCGUAUGUCCAAAUUUGGUCAAUUUCAUAUUUUUUUUAAAUAUCGAUGCUAUUGGUCAGUCCCCAUGUGGGUCUGUUAUUUUUACAAGUUGAAAAUCGCUUGAGCGCAAAUCUCAUAACUCCAUUGGACACUUCAACUGUCCACCUCUUCCUCACUCCGCGGGAGAGCUUCACGGCAUAUUUCUCCUCAAGAAGAGUCGCAACGAAUCAACACGUCUUCUGAGGUAAAUGUCUUCAAAACACUGGGCUCAAAGAAAAAAAAUCUUGACCCCCGCUAGUUCUGGUGCUCGUCUGAGGACAGGAAUUUAGCGCAAGACAAUCCACUGCAACGCGGACUAAACCCUGUGCACUGCAGAUAAGGUACGGUGUUUUUUUAAUUUCCUGAAAAAUAACGGUUUUGGAGAUACGAGGAUUCCGCCUGACAGCGACGAUAUACUAUCCAAUGCUACACAGACUUCACUGUAUUUCACACUAUUACUGUACUCUAGUAAAGUAUAUUGUACACAGGCACUGGAUCUGUGGGCAAACAGAAACUAGGAAAGAGAGAAAAGAAUUAAUAUCACACACCAGAGAAAACAGGACAGACGCAAAAGGAAUCAUCAAGGCUUUUAUUAAAAAAAAAAAGAACUAUAUGUUUAGUUAAACCUUUAGAGAUGCCAGGACAAUGAAUCGUUUCCUGUGUGUUUUUAGUGUUUAAAGUGCAAGAAGCUUUUUUUUUUUUUUUUUUUUUUUUUUAAAUAGUAUUUAUUAUACAGCUUGUGUAUCACACAAUAAGGACGUUCUGACUGACCAACCCUCCCAUCCCACUUCCCUGCGACUCGGCUCUCAGCCCCAAACACACAGACAGAGAUUUCAGACCAAUAAAGAUGUUUAUCCUGCUCAGCUCUGGAGGAAGCAGCUAAAGGUGCCACCUAGUCCUCUGAAAAUGUCAUUAAUCGUGCUCAGGGAGGUGAAACACGCUGACGUGAAAAUAAGCAAACACCAAAUUGAGUAAAAAUCGUAGCAUCAAAGUCACGAUGCUAUCUAAUACAGUAUAUAAAAAAACCAAAACAAUAAAGUCUCAGUCAAUAAAGCAUUAAUUACACAUUCAGGGGCAAAAGAAAUUUGAUGAUGCAAGAAAUACACUGUAAAAAGGCCAAGGAAUUUAGUUUAAAGCAGCAAGACAUUUAAUGUGUUUAGUUUUAUGAACGUUUCUUUAUUAUAAGUGGAAAAAAAAGAAAAUAAUACAUAGCGAAUGUCCUUCUUAAAAUCUGAUUAUUAUUAUUAUUAUUAUUGUUAUUAUUAUUAUUACUAGUAGUAGUAGUAGUAGUAGUAUUAACUUUCUUACAUUUAUAAUGCAACUUAUGUUUUCUAAUAGCGAUGGUGAGAAUGUGUGUAAAAAAAAAAAAGGUAGACAUUCAGGGAUAUAUUAAGAGAUUUGAGAAAAAGCAAUAAAAUUUGCAAUAAAGUGCAAUAAAAUGGUAUCGGUCAUUUCCUUGUAUGUGGUUGUCCUGAAAUCUUCUAAUAAAAUCAGAUUUUUUUUUUCCU
Tachysurus vachellii is the source of this 6536-nucleotide messenger RNA. RefSeq names its product ATPase copper transporting beta (gene atp7b). The coding region runs from base 75 to 4466 and encodes 1463 amino acids. Gene Ontology annotation, biological process: monoatomic cation transport; copper ion homeostasis. Gene Ontology annotation, molecular function: ATP hydrolysis activity; copper ion binding; ATP binding. Gene Ontology annotation, cellular component: membrane. The transcript is spliced from 21 exons. The record is from RefSeq and is a predicted model, not a curated record. Lineage: Eukaryota; Metazoa; Chordata; Actinopteri; Siluriformes; Bagridae.